AAUGUCUGCCAAUGUGCAAUUCUUCCACAUGGACGUGUAUGAAAGGCAUUUUCUCAACCUGCUGGCUAAAAAAUAACUAAACCCCGUUCAUUUACACAUGUCAAGAAUGAACCGAAGCGGCGUACUGAUUUUGCAGCCUUCGAAAUUUAACCUGCCUAGAUUUUACAAGCUUUUGAAAAUCUGUUCAGAACAAGUUCAAAAUGUGCUGUACGUUGAUUUCAGUUUUAACCCGAAAGUGAACACCGAUGCCAUCACACAAAAGAGCUUUUCUCGUGCGCAGCUGUACAAAGUGUUGGAAGGAAUAUACAAAUCAAAUGCACGAGAACUCAAUUGCUUGGAUAUACGUGUUCUGCUGGAACAUGACUUAGGAGAUGUACAAGAGCCAAGAAUCUUUAGUCGUUGUUUGGAUGUUGCAUUUCUCGAUUCCUCGUAUAAGAAUGAAGCAAGUAUUGUUGAGAGAGCGUGUAUGAGAUAUAAUUUUAAAAACAAAGAUUCUAUGCAGUUUGUGGAGGGAGUUUUUGAGUCAAACACUCCAAUUUAUGAACAGUUCAUAGAAGAUACUGAGUCUGAGGAGAUGAAAAGUUAUGGAACUGUUGCUGUUGGAGGGACAUUUGAUAGAAUCCACAAUGGCCAUAGAUUGUUGCUCAGCGCAAGUUGUUUAUUGACAAAUUCACGAAUUGUAGUUGGUGUCAGCAACGAUGCAUUGCUGGUUAACAAGACACUGGGUGAACUCAUUGCGCCAUUGGAUGUUCGUAUGAAAAAUGUUGCGGAAUUUAUUGAGGAUAUCAAACCUGGUCUUAUUAAAGAGAUAGUUCCCUUGGAUGAUCCUGCAGGUCCAACCAAGACUGACCCUAAUAUAGAAUGCCUUGUUGUGAGCGCUGAAACCCUCGCUGGAGGACAAUCUGUAAACAAGACACGUGUUGGUGCUGGCUUACCUGAAAUGGAUUUAUUUUCAAUAGAACUUGUUAGUGAUCAAGUGAUUGCGAGUUCCGCAGAUGAAGACAAACUGAGUUCAACAGCCUGCAGACAUGCAGACUUGGGUGUGUUGCUCAAGGCUCCAAAGCCACAGCCCAAUCAAGAUGGCAGUGUGUAUGUUAUUGGCCUGACGGGUGGCAUUGCAAGUGGUAAGUCUUCCAUUGCUAAGCGUCUAGGAAAACUAGGUGCUGAAGUAAUAAAUGCAGAUAUUGUGGGUCAUUCUGUGUAUGAACCAGGCACUGAUGCUUACAAUGAAAUAAUAGAAAAUUUUGGAGAGGGGAUUGUGGACAGCGAUAGUUCAAUAAAUAGGAGGAAACUUGGUGGUCUUGUGUUUAGUGAUAGCAAAAAACUCCAGAAACUAAACUCCAUAGUUUGGCCAAGAAUUAAGGAAAGGAUUAGGGAACUUAUUGCAGAAAUAUCAGACAAAGGUUUUCAAGUCUGUGUUGUGGAAGCUGCUCUACUUCUUGAGGCCGGCUGGGACCAGCUUGUGAAUGAAAUCUGGGUCUCAAUCAUCCCAGAAGAAGAGGCUGUCAAAAGGUUGAAUGAAAGAAAUGGAUUGUCAGAGGAUGAAGCAAGGAAGAGAUUAGGAAGUCAGAUGAAAAACAAAGAGAGGGUCAUUCAGGCUAACGUUGUCUUGAGCACCUUGUGGGAACCAGAAUACACACAGAAACAAGUUGAGAAGGCAUGGAAAGGCUUGCAGGAACGAUUGAAAAAAUAACGAAACAGUUGCAAUACAAACGCGAAAAAGCACAUAGGUUACUCAGGAUAAUUUCUUGAUAAUCUGGGAUGACAUUUUUUAUAUUUCACUCAAAUGAAAUGAAAGCAUAAUCCAAUAAGAAUAAAUCUCAAAUUCAAAGAUUUUUUAUUAUUUACAAACCUU
Molecule: messenger RNA, 1855 nt
Organism: Dendronephthya gigantea
Lineage: Eukaryota; Metazoa; Cnidaria; Anthozoa; Malacalcyonacea; Nephtheidae
Product: bifunctional coenzyme A synthase-like
Exons: 4
Coding region: 98-1693 (531 amino acids)
Biological process (GO): coenzyme A biosynthetic process
Molecular function (GO): dephospho-CoA kinase activity; ATP binding
Source: RefSeq, a predicted model, not a curated record